GGUGCUACGGUGCUCUGAUAUUCCAGAUGUUGACAUCGAUUAGUUUGAGCGCAGCCAGCGUCUUUUCGGAGUGACUAGAAUGAUCCCUAUUAUAUGGCCUUUAGCUUUAGGCUUGUUUUCAUUGCCCCUUUAUAACGCUGAAUAUAGGGGACCUUUGCUCCCCGAGAUGUCAAACGGGACGUUUCACCACUUUUUCGUUCCAGACGGGGAUUACGAGAACACUGAAGAUCUAGAGAAAUGUCAAAUGCUUUUUAAAUGGCUUGACCGCAGACCAUGUGAAGUGGACGAAGAGCGGGAUUCGGUUAUUCGCGACGAUUUUAUUAUUGUUAAGCAACAAGUCGAAGACUCUGCGAGAAUUUUCGAAGGCCUUGGAAGAAGUAUUUUGUACGAUUUGGACGGAGAAGAUUCUUACGGGAAAUAUCUGAGACGGGAGAUUGAUCAAAUCAGCGAGGCUUUUUCGAACGUAGAAAAAUCUCUUCUUGAGCUGGAAGGAAAAUUCAGACAAGGGCAGGAUUCGGACCAAAGAGAGGAGCAGGAGUUAACCAGAAACCUCUUAACCCCAAUGAACAACGUGAGAAACACUGUACAGGAGACUGUGGACAUCUCUGCGGGGCUAAAGGAUAAACACCAUCUUAUCUCUCUCAUUAUCCGUAGCCAUGGAACGAGGUUAAGCCGACUCAAAAAUGAAUAUCUGAAUAUUUAGGUCUAGUUGUUAAUAUAAAAAAAUAAUUAUUUGUCUUUUGUCUUUGUCUUUGUGUGUAAUGACUCUCAAGACAGUAUGGGUUGGAAA
Messenger RNA from Electrophorus electricus (electric eel), 790 nucleotides. It is a transcript of the gene fibina, whose product is annotated as fin bud initiation factor a. Lineage: Eukaryota; Metazoa; Chordata; Actinopteri; Gymnotiformes; Gymnotidae. The record is from RefSeq and is a predicted model, not a curated record.